AUGACAUCCGGACCAGCCCUGUAUGCCUACAAUGACGCCCUCUUCCGGCCGGAAGACUGGGAUAGCAUCCAGUCUGUGCAACGCAGCUCGAAAGCCGACAAUCCGAUGAAAGUAGGGCGGUUUGGAAUCGGAUUUAAUUCCAUAUAUCACAUCACAGACCUGCCCAGCAUUCUCAGCGGUGAGUUCGUGGGAAUCUUCGACCCUCACGAGAUGUUUUUCGGCGACCGUGAGACAGGCAACCGCUGGCACCUCUACGAUCCAGAGAUUGCCGAGCUAAGCGAUCAGUUCCAACCCUACAGCGGCGUGUUCGCUGACUGCAGCGGCGGCGUCGACACCGGGUACUACGACGGAACUCUAUUCCGCUUCCCGCUGCGUCGGUCGUCGUCCGAGCUCGCGUCGGCGACGUGCACGGAGAAGAACGUCCGAUAUCUCUUCGAUUCCUUUAUCGUCGAUGCAGAGAUCGUGUUGCUGUUUCUGAAGAGUUUGGAGUCGGUGGAUAUAUACGAGAGGGAGCGAGGCAGCCAGCGGGCGAAGCUUCUAUACCGGGUCCGCAUCGCUGAAGAUUGUGUCGACGACGUCCGGGACAAACGUCGGCAGUUCGUCGGCUCCAUGCAGAACAAUCCACAUCAACGCGUCAUGAUGACGCACGUCGUCACCGUGGAGACGUGCGACUACAGUGGCGCCACCGCGCGGACGACGACGCGGUCAUGGAUGAUUAAUCACUACCGACCGGGCCGCGAUGACGUCAGCAGAGACGUCGGCGAUCUGUCGCUGCAGCUGCGCAACAUUCCCUGGGUGAGCACGGCGGUGCCGCUAGAUGGCGCCACCUCGCACGUCGGCCGCGUCUCCUGCUUCCUGCCGCUGCCGCCUCCGUCGACGGACGACACGCCGACGCGGUUACCCGUCAACGUGAACGCUUACUUCGGUCUGACGGACAGCAGACGAGACAUUAAAUGGUUGGACGCCGAGCAGAGAAACGAUGCGUCUGCUAAGUGGAACGACGGGUUGUUGCGGGAAGUGUUGCCCGGGUCGUACGUGGAACUAGUGUUGGACGCAAUCUCAAGCAACAUGUUGGACGUCGAGAAAAUUAUGUCCCUGCUACCGGACAUCCGGGUAGUGGACGGGAAGUGGCGACCCAUGGCCGACGUCGUGCUCAGACAGCUGUUCGCUCAUCCGAUAUUCCACUGCGACGCGAACGGCGGCAGCUGGCUCCGACUUCGCGACGUCGUAUUGGAUAGUGACGACUCCGUAGCAGACUACAUCCGGCGGUCGGCGAGGAGCGUGUUGCUUGACGUCGGCUACCCCGUCGUACUGCUUCCGUCGGCCGUGCAGACGACCGUGCAGGAAGUCUGUCCGUUCUACAAUUCCGUGAGGAAGAUGACGCCCGGGUUGGUUCGCGAGGCGGUGAGGCGUUGCCAUGACGACGAUAUCGGUAGAUACUCUCGCGAAGAUCAACUCGCUUUCCUCAAAUACUGCCUCUCCGAUGAAAACUACGGUGAUCUCAGAGGACUGCUUCUGCUGCCGCUAGAGGGUGAGAGCUUAACGCGGUUUGUGACGUCAGGCGGUGCCACAGCGGAGGUGUUUGUGGUCGAUGAUAAUGAAUAUGAUGGAUUGUUCCCCGGGCUUGAAGAGAUUAUGCUGGACCGAUCACUAAGUCAAGACCUGGUGAACGAGCUCAUCCGAACGGAAGGAAGAACGCAGUUGAAGCUGGUAACACCGGACCUCGUUCCUCUGCUCGUGCAAAUGACGCUGGAGAGAAUGCCAGAGCUGAGUGCUGCGUGGAUGAAGCGACUGUGGAGCUACCUUCUCCGCAACCUCCCCGAGGACCUCUCCCUCUUCCACGACAUGUCCAUCCUCCCUGACGCUUCGUGUCUGGAGACGUUCAGUCUCUCUCUUCCGUCGGCCGUCAUUCUACGACAGAUGCACAGCGACACGAUACCGCCAGAGGUCGCUGAGGGGCUGCAGGAGCUGGGCAUGUGCGUCGUCGACGUCCCGACGUUCGCGCUCGCUCACCCGCAGAUUACGAAAUACGUAAACCUGCCGACGCCCGUCGGCGUUCUCACGGCGCUAGCGACGCGUCUCUAUGACGACGAUUGUCUCGACGAAGCACAGGAAGCCGUGGCGGAACUAGAACCUCGCGUAAAGAGGGCGCUGCGGAAGUUCUUCAGCGGCGCGAAUUCGCUGGACGACAGCGCCACCAACAUUCUCCGCGCGUUGCCUAUCUUCGAGGCGAACGCACGCGGAGCCGACGAGCCGACGUUUGUCUCCGCUAGGGAUGUCACGUGUUCGACCCCGCAGACGAUGCUUCCCGUCACCAUCCCGGACACUCUCAUCGACAUCAACUGCGAUAGACAUUCCCUCGAUCUCGCCGAGCAGCUGGGAGUAGAGGAGUGCUCCCUGGUCGAUGUACUACUAGAGAGCGUGCUGCCGGCCGUGGCGGAAGGAUCCUUCUACGACGCGGAGAACGUUGAUAAACUCGCCGACUGGAUGUCACGCAAUUUUAACGACGUGUUGCGCGAUAGUGAAUCUGUGAUCAGUGCUCUGAGUGAUUUAUCGUUCGUGACGAGUGGAGAGGGAGGGGGAGAGCGAGUGAGACCCGGAGAGUUAUACGACCCGACGUGCGAAAAACUGAAAAAGCUGUUUGCGAUGGAAAAUCGCUUUCCCGUGGGAAUAUACGCUCGCGCCGACGUGGUGGCCAUGUUGAAGUGUCUAGGACUUUUGUCGUACGAGCAAGUGACGAUCAAUCAUGUGAUUGAUGCGGCGCGUGCCGUGAGCUCGCACGAUGGCACGGGGGAAGGGCUGCAACCUACCCGCGAGAAAGCUCACGCGAUACUGCAGUGGCUGGAGGAAAAUGUAGAGCAGAUCGAUGGCACAGACGCUGCGUCUAACUUUGCCGAUAUAAGAUUUGUAUCGUGCGAGCGUGCGCCUACGUUAAUAUACCCGAAACAACUGCAUUUCGAGACGGUCGAUUUCGCGCUACCUUACGAGAUCGUUAGCGAUGAGUACGUUCAUCUUAUUGGAUCCGUCGUGCCGACGGUGGCGGCAACGAACUAUCCGAUGACGGCAAAGCUUUUCGGCUGGACCGAAAGUCCCGCUUUGCCGAGCGUGCUUGAGCACUUUAGAAACGUUGUCGACGCGUUUCACAGCGCGGAGAAAGGUCACUUCGAAGCGGUCGUCUACAGCAUCUACAAGUACCUCAGCGACAGCGACGAUUCCGACGUCGUCCAGUCUGUGACGUCGGCUGCGACGCCGUGGGUGUGGCACGGCGACGGAUUCACGACUGCCGACAGAGCCUUGACGUCAGUCUCUAGCAGUCUCGAUCUUCACCCGUACGCUUACGUCACACCGCCGAUGUGCACGGAAUUCGAACCUUUCUUCGUGCGAUGCGGUAUCGACGAACGACCGUCUCAAGAACGCCUCGUUAACAUUCUACACGAAAUUAGAGACAAGUGGGCGCACUGUCAGACGAUUCAUCCGUUCGACGAGUACGCCAAGGACAAGUUCAUGGUGCUGCAGAUUCUCGAAUACGUCAAGUCAGACAAUGAAAACGACAACGACGAGCUGCCGUACGACGUCAGAACGCGUCUUCUGUUGCCCGUGGCAACGACGAACGGGAGACUGGAGUUUGCGCUCGUGGACGAAUGCACAUACUGCGAACCGGAAGAACAGUGGCUGUACGAACAGUACAUGGAGAUCGAAGGCGGUACACAGAAACUGAAGUUUGUACAUCCAGAAGUUCCGAAGUCCACGAUCGAACUGCUCGGUGUUCCUUCUCUAUCGAAACAAUGGGUUGAAGCUGAUGACGUCAUCGGAUUCGAACAGGCGGGUCAACAGGAACCGCUGACGCGUCGCAUACACAGACUACUUCAGGAGUACAGCGACGGUCUGUCGAUCCCGAAAGAGAUCAUUCAGAAUGCCGACGACGCUGGCGCCACCGUCGUCAAGUUUCUCUACGAUCGACGACAGCAUUCCGAAUCCCAGACACAGCUGCUCGAUAAGGCGAUGGUAAAGUGUCAAGGUCCGGCUUUGUUCGCUUACAAUGACGGAGUUUUCACCGACGAAGAUUUCGUCAACAUCACGAAACUGUCCGGCGCAACGAAGAAGGAGAAGACGGAGAAGAUCGGCCACUUCGGACUCGGUUUCAACUCGAUCUAUAACAUCACGGACGUGCCGAGCAUCGUGAGCAGAAACUACGUUCUCAUCUUGGAUCCGACUACGGCGCAUCUCGGCCGGCAGAUCCGAGACAAAUCGAAACCCGGAAUCAAGAUCAACACGCGCAAGCGUUACUUGGACAUAUUCGACAACCAGUUCAAACCGUAUCACGGCGUCUUCGGCUGCUGCCUCUCCGGCGAAACCGGAUUCAAAGAGUUCGACGGAACUCUGAUCCGGCUUCCGUUGCGGACGACAAGCAGCGAGAUCUACGAUAAGUGUUACACGGAUAACGACAUGGUGGACCUGCUCUCUAUUCUCGCGAAAGAAGCCAAUACGCUCCUGCUGUUCACGCAAAGCGUCAAGAAGGUUGAAGUCUACAUACAAGAUGACAGUGAUGUGCUAUCCCCCGUAAAGCUGCUAUCCAUAUCAAAAGCAGCGCAGUCAUACGUGAGAGAACUCAGGGCGCCGCUAAACCUAGCAAACUGCGAUCGUUUCACACAGCAGACAAGCAUACUGAGAGCGUCCGCCUUCAAACUCAAGGAGAUAAAAGAGAUAGACGAAGAUCCGCAGUCGGUAAUGAUGGACAGCAGCAUCGUCAUACAGAUGGGAUGCAGAGUGACGAAAGAAGGAAGAGAUUUCUUCCGCGAUCAGGCCGCGUCGACUAACUCUGUCUCGUGGCUGAUAUGCUCCGUGAUGGGUGGCAAAGAUGCUUUAGCUUUGGCUAAGACUAACCGCUCGCUCGUUCCGUGUGCAUCGGUUGCGGUGCCCGUCGAAAAGGUCGAUAAGGAUGAAGAUUAUUUUAUUCCUCAUUCCGUUUCUAGUCCCGAGUGUUCUAGUCAAACGACGGGCGCGGUUUUCUGCUAUCUCCCGCUGCCGAUCGUGGCUGGACUGCCCGUACACGUAAAUGGAUCUUUCGCCAUUACUCCCAGCCGCAGACACCUUAUCGAGCGGGUCAAGUCGGACAAACCUGACGUGAGAGUAGAUUGGAAUGAAGCGAUGAUGGAAACGCUCACACUGGCCUAUCUCAGGAUGCUGAGCGACGUAAAGAAGCUUCUACCGCCGACGUUCACAUCGUAUCACUACCAUCAUCUAUUCCCACUGCCGACGCACGGAAUCUGGAAGAUCUUAGGCACUUGCUUCUACAAGCAUCUGGCCACGUCUCCCAAGGCUUGCCUCUUCUCUGACGAACACGGAUGGGCGGCUCUCACACGCUGCGUGUUCCUGGAUACGGACAUCCGCUGUGCUCCCGGGAUAGGCGACACAGCCCUCGCCGUGCUGCGCCUCCUAGCGAACAACAUGGGCAAGCUCGUCAUCGAUAUGCCGCCUGAGAUAUUCCAGGAGUUCCUAGCAGCGGGAUGCAGGGAGGAGCUGCACGGGAGCAUGUACACUCAGGUGGAGUUCUUCACCGAACUCUUCCUCCCCGCCCUCGGCGACAUACCGGCGGCUCUCCGCGAUCCGCUAGUCGUGUUCGCUCUCGACAGCGGAUGCGAGGAAAUACAGAGAAGCUUGAGCGAGUGUAACUGCAUUCCGGCGUCCCCUGGCGGCGAGUCUCUCAAACGACCAUCGGAGCUGUUUCACCCGGAAGGCGCGGCUUCUCUGCUCUUUACAGGAAACGAUGGUAGGUUCCCGUUUGGCACGAAAGACACGUAUUGCAGUCCUCAGCGAUUAGAGACUCUCUGUCAACUAGGAAUGGCCAAGGAUCAUCUAUCGUCAGAGGAUAUACUUGAUAGAGCGUUGUCUGUCGCUCGCAUCCCACACCACGCUGAUUCCCUACGGCAAUGCAGACUGUUGCUAUCACACCUGGAAAACAACCCAGACAUGCUAGACAGCGUUGACCUCCGUCACAUUCCCUUCAUUCCAGUUCUCGCCAGACCAAGCGACCACCCGGUGGAGUUACCCUGGGGAGGAGACACAAUCUCGGAAAGAUUUCUAGCUCCCGACCAACUGUGGGUGGCGUCAACUAAGAAUGCCAUCGGUGUCGUUAACGCAAUCGUUGACGACAAAACCGUUCCCGUCAGCAAUACAAUCACUGAGAAACUCAGCUUUAGAAGUGCACCGAUCAUCGAGGAUGUUGCAGAACAGAUGCGCAUAAUCUGUCGAGCGAAUCUCGACCUGAAGGAUAAGAAACUUGCGACAUUUAUUCAAGCGGCAUUCAGAGAGGCCUACACGCAUCUACAACACGUCGUGGAGAAAGAUUCGGAAGCUCUUGAAAACGCGAAAGAGAUUUUGCAGGGUCAACCAUGCAUACUGGUCGGAACAAACUUAUUAGGGGUAGAGCAGGUUGCGUUUGAGUGGAGCACAACGUUACCUCCAUAUCUUUUCGAGUUGCCUUUAGAACUGAGAACCCUCUAUAAGGACGUCUUUGAGCACCUGGGCGUGAAGCAAAGGUUUGACUAUCGAGAUUACAUGACCGUCCUUCAACAGAUCCGCAAAGACUACAGCAGCAAGCGACUCGGAGGAGAAAUCAGUGACGUUGUCGUCACACUCAUUCGACUCCUCGCUACAGAAAUGAAAGCAGCUCAACUGACGACCGAGGACGUCGAGAAGGAAUGCGGUUCCAUCAUCCUGUUAGACAACCAUGGUGUCAUGCAGCUUCGUAGCUUGCUCUGCUUUAACGAUUGCCCUUGGGUGCCCGAUGACUCAUCGUUCCUCUACGUCAGCACAAAGAUCGACUACCACACUGCGUCCGUGUUCGGAGUCAGAACAAAGAAACGAGAGAACGUUCUACGCAUCGCGGAAGGAUUCAAGCUGCCGUUCGGACAACGGGAGAAACUGACGGGCAGAAUAAAACGCAUUCUAACCGGAUACAACGAAGAGGAUGAAAUUCUUAAGGAGAUGCUACAGAACGCAGACGACGCCGGUGCGACAGAGAUAGCUUUCAUAAACGACAGCCGGCAGUUAAAAGGCGAUCAUUUACUAGACGACAACUGGAAGAUGAUACAAGGUCCAUCUCUCUGCGUCUACAACAACGCUCCGUUCAGACCUUCGGAUAUAGUUGGGAUUCAGAAUCUCGGUGAAGGGAGUAAGGCCACCGACUCGUAUAAAAUGGGUCGCUACGGAGUCGGGUUUAAUGUCGUCUACAAGGUGACAGAUCUGCCGACAUUCCUUACAAAAGGCGACGAAAUCGGUGAGUGUCUCUGUGCGUUGGAUCCACACGCUUCAUACUUGUCUGGGACAACGCCGGACACCACGGGCGUCAUGCUAAGAGUGAGUAGUUCGGUUCGGGACACUUACAGCGACAUGUUCGAUUGUUACAUAAGCGACGAGUUUCACAUGCAGAACGCAACGAUGUUCCGAUUGCCUUUACGAAAUCGCAAAAUGGCGGAAACGUCCAAGAUCAGUUCGAGCGAGGUAUCGAAUAAGGACAUAUCUCAGAUGUUCGAAAUCUUCAAGCAACAGAUGCUAGACAUUCUACUAUUCACUAACAAUGUGAAGACAGUAAAACUCGUUCAGAUACCGAUGGCGGAAGGUGACAUUGAGGAAUACAUUGUCACCACCUCACUCUCUAAACACGACGAGAUCUCUAAGUUGUCCUUCAUUCAGCACGUACGCGAUAUUUCACUGUCACUCAGAGAAGGAAAUCUCAAACUUGAGGACAUCGACAAACGGACGGUCUCGUACGUGGUACACGUUAGCGACAACAAGGGAGUAAAUGAAACGUGGACCGUCAAUCAACAAAUCGGGUUCGAGCCUGGCACCACCAUACCCGAAGCGGUGACAUCAGCCUUUGCGAGUAAAGAGUUAGCAAUGUUGCCGUUAGCGGGCACGGCAGCGCAACUACCAACUAAUGUUGCUCCGUCCGCAGCGAACCACGAGAAGAGAAAAUGUAAAGUGUUUUGCUACCUGCCGCUGCCCGGUUCCUCGGAGCUAGACGUACACGUAAAUGGACAGUUUAUUCUCGAUCACGAAGCGCGCAGACGACUGGAAGAUGGCGGCGGCUUCAGACGAGCAUGGAACAUGGCCCUCAUCGAACAUGUCGCGGCUCCGUGCUAUCUCGCUCUUAUCAACGCCAUCAAAGACGAACUCGAUAAAAUACUCGCGCGCGAAUACAAAUGCAAUCACGCGAGAUCGGACGGCGGUCGGGAACUUGUAAUCGAUCGACUGAAAGCAUACUCGUCGGUUUUCCCGCCACCCGGACUCCCGGCGGAUACAUUCUGGCGCGCACUGAGCUGCAGUGUAUACACUGCAGCGAACGCAAACAACGCCUCUAUUAUUCCUGUUGCUCUCACUCAGCAGCAGCAGUAUCGGGUAGACUGGUACCCGCCGAGUGAAGUAAACUUUCGCGCUUCAACGACCGAAGAAUUACGCGUCGAUAACAACAAACUCGAUGUUCUGGCGUCAUCAAGUCGACUCGAUGAAAUCCUGCUGGAUAUCGGAUUUAGAAUCGCCGCGUGUCCAAACUCAAUCCGUCAAGCGUUCGCAGAAGCCGAUGAGAUAGUCAGCCACGUAACGCCGACAACUGUAAUCUCGUAUCUCAGAGGCGCCAUGGAAUCGUUGCCGUUACCGUGCCACAUAACAAAAACGAAAUUCAAGUCUGUCGACAGACUAGAAGCGUUGAUAGACUUCUGCAAAGACGCUGACGAUUUUUUCGAGGAGCUUGCCGGCUUACCUCUGCUGCUGAGAAACGAUCACACACUUCAGAGGUUUAGCACGGAUGCGCCUGUCUACCUGACGGAGUUUGCCGAUCUACUGCCAGACGAGCAACAAGCGUUUCUACACAACAGUCUCGCGUCUCGUUUCAAACCGGCAAUGGCGGUCGCAGACCCCAAGGCUGUGUUCAGGCGGUUCACGCCCGCUGAUCUCGCGUCGAGGUUGGAAGGCGUGCUAGACAGCGGGACAUUUCUCGAGCAGAAAUACGUUCAGACGAGUAAUGACAUGUCGCCGUGGCUGCGGCGUCUCUGGACGUUUCUCAGGGAAUGCGCGCACGAGGACGAAGCCGGGAACACAGACGAGCUGUUCAGGCCGAUAGAGAAAUGGUGUCUGUUACCGGUAAAGGUGGCGACCUCUGCCGGGAUGACGGAGUCGUAUCUCGUGCAAAUAUCGCAUGCGAAUCUCAUACUGGACCUCAGCGUUGAAACCUCUCCAGCCGAUAUUUCUCAGAAGAUGAAAACCGCUUUGACGGCGCUUGCAGUUCCCGAACUAGACGUCGGGUUAAUUUACGAAGAAAAGGACGCGGAGAUGGUAACGGCAGAGAGGGACAUACCGCAGGCGCUGUGUGCAAAUCUGAUGAAGGCAGAGAGUAUCCUGCAGGCGAUCAGCAAGGCAAGCAAAGAUGACAGGCUGGUGAUGCGAUCAGCGACCGCAGAGAUGUGCGGGGACAUCCUCAUGUACUUCUCCCAGAACAUCGCAGCACUAGAGGACGUGGAGGACAGCGAUGAAGUGCUGCGUGCGCUCCCGCUACACGUGACGAUAGGCAAUAAACUUGUGAGUAUCGCAGAGACGGACGCCUUCCUGAUCUCCAGCCAGAGCAAGCUGCUACAGAUGGACCAGCGCUGGAUGGACUACUGCGAUGUCACUUUUCUCGUGAAGCAGAGUCACAAACUCAUCGAUCUCUACAACUUCCUCGACUGUCCCGAGAUGGAGCCGACCGAGUUGUACCUCAACCACAUCCUCACGCACUUCCAUCGUUUCUCCCCGGACGCCAUGGCGCAACACAUGGAGUACGUUCGCGAUAGGGUGUGGAAGGACUGCAUGAUGUCUGCCGGACAGAGAGGGUUCCUCCUUCAGGAAUCCCUUAAAAAGCUUCAUUUCCUACCGGGAGCAGACGGGAAGCUGCACACCGCAUCCUACUUCUACGAUCCUAAACAGAAGACGUUCGAGAUGUUACUGGAUGCUGAGCGAUUCCCUCCGUCUCCUUACAACUCUGACGAAUGGUUGCCGCUGCUGCGUAACGUCGGACUGAAGAAUUCGUUGACGUGCGAUCUGUUUCUGGAGUUCGCGCGGAAGAUUGCGAGCGAGGCGGCGACGGCGACGCCAUCGGAAGAAACGCGUGAGAAGAGCGUCACGUUGGUGAACUAUCUCUUCGGUAAGAUGUUGGUCUCCCACGACUACUCUUCCGACGAUCUGCUAGGUCUACUCUCAGCGAUAAAAGAUCUAAAGUUUUUAGCACCGGAGACGAUGAGCGGAGAACUGCUGGAUUUAGCGCCCCCUUACGGUCAGCAGGAGACUGAGUGUUAUGUGAGGUUUAACGGAUCCGUAUGUCCGGGGUACACGAAACUCGCAUGGGCCGUCAGCACGCUCUUACCUCCGUACGCCGACCCCACGAAACACUACACGAGCAGACUCGACGGACAGAGCAUCGUAAACGCACUCGGAGUGAAGUCCGUCCCGGGGAAUUCUACCGUCGUCAACAACGUCACCGCCGUCGUCGGUCACGUGAUGAACUUCCGGGAGGAAGUCGUCGCCGACGCCGAACUAAAGCGACGCGUCGACUGCGUCACCGACCACUUCCGGUUCCUGAAGGAACACGCUCCGCUAGACAAGGAAACUCAGAUGAAACUCGGCUGGACGAAAUGCGUGCCGGUUGAGAUGGGCAGGACGUUCGUCGAACCGUACAAGAUCGUGAUCGAACUAGCGGUGGAAGACGAAAUUCCACCCUUCCUCUACAAGAUUCCUCUCAGCAUGGGACCCUUCUCCGACCUUCUCUCUCAGCUCGGAGCAGCACACACAGUGACGGUCGCCCAGUACGGGAAGGUUCUCCAUAAUCUAUACGAAGAAACGAAAUUCUCCGAUUCGAAGCUUCACCCGAACGAAUGCGUGCUGGCGUUCAGAGCCAUCAAGAAACUCCUCACGUCUCUGAAGGACUCCGGCGCCGGCACCGAGUUAAAACGAUCCACCGUCUACCUUCCCAGCAAGUCGCUGAGAAUGUACAAGAGCACUGACCUCAUCUUCAACGAUAAGCCUUCCUUCAAGGCGGUCACUCUGAAUAAGGAGUACGUCAUCAGUCUGAAGGAAUGCGGAAUCGAUGGCAGUGAUUAUGAUUACUGGAAGCUGCUACCGGAUGAAGUCCGUCCCAAGAUGUUGAGUGACCUUGUCGAAGAGAGGAUGCUAACAGACGUUGACGAAGCAAUCGAAUGCUGCUCUCUGCAUCACUCUGUUAGACGUAUGCUGACGUCACAAUCUUUCCAGUGGGCUCUCCUCAGACUCAUCGCGCACGAGCGCCACCUACGAGGCGCCGCCCCCGACGAGGGGGCGCUGGAGGCGGACAUCGUCGGUUGCCUGGCGACGCUGACGCUACACUGCGUCGACGAGCUUCGCGUUGGCCUGACGUACAAGACGUCGUCGCUGCAGAUACCCGAGACUGCCGUCGACAUCCCGUGCUUCGUGCGGAAAGACGCGGCCGACGACGACGGCGGCAGUCUAACGAUGAUCUACGUCAACCACGGGAAGGAACUGAAGGGAAUGGUCGAGAAGACCAUCGCUACCUUCCUCUGCGACCACUUUGUGGAGCUGGACCGCAGGAAGGACGUGCUACACGUGCUACUCAGUAACGAAGACAGUCACAUGCUCAUCCUAGAUCAGUACAACAUCAAGAAGGACGAGCAGGACGAGGGAGCGGACGAGGAAGCGGCGACGUUGCCGAAACCUGGAGACUUCAUUCCCGUGUCCGAUCAGCAUCUGCUGCAGCAGAGCUUGGAUCGACGUUCGUGCUUCCGGCCCGGAGAGUACGUCGGCUACGAAGUCGACUGCGAGGAGCAAAGCGCCACCUAUCUGUACGCUGUCAUCGUCGACGCGAUGAGAACAAGAGGUGACGACGACCAGUCGGCCAUCACGAAGAAAUACCGGAUCGACGUCGGCCAGCGCACGCCCGUCGUUGCCAUGGCGACCGACAUCUACAAGUUCAUACGUCCGGAGAAGACGUCGUCGUCGGACGAACUGGUCGUGUACGAGUCGCAGCUAGAAGGUGACGCUGCCGAGGCGCAGCGCGUCGACGACCACGCCACCAAGCGGCAGAAGACGGUGGAGCAGAUGAAGCGGGAGGUGACGCAAACAUUGGAGGAGACGUGGCGACUGCCGGACGCCGAGAGAAAGAAGGUGCAGCGACGUCUCUAUCUCAGCUGGCAUCCGGACAAGAACCCGGAUGACGUCGCCACGGCGACGACCGUCUUCAAGCACCUCCAGGACGAGAUACAGCGCAUUGAGAAACGCAAGGAGAAGCUUUCGACGAAGACGUGGGACUCGUGGGCGAAGCGCCACAGCGAGCAGAGACAACGCUACCAGGAAAACAUGCGAGAGAACUACGAGGAGGAGGAGGCGGCGGGAGAGGAUGCCACGGACGGCGGAGCGGAGAAGGGUGCGGCGCGCAAGAAGAGACCGCGGCGGCAGAAGCGGCAGAAGGCGGCGGCGAAGGAGUCGGAGUUCGUGCCUCCCCCGACGUUUGAGAAGAAGAACCCGCAGCCGGGGGAGGCGAAGCGCUGGUACAGGCAGGCAGCCGAGGAUCUGAGGGCGGCUUACCACGAUCUUAACUCACACCCGCCGUCCAGCAUGUGGGCUUGCUUCAAGGCUCACCAGUCUGCAGAGAAAGCUAUCCGGGCAGCCCAGCUGUGGGAAGACGCUAUUCAGAUCGACUCCCACGAUCUAACGGACAUUUCCCGCGAGCUAGAUCACAAGGAGCUGAAGGCACGCGCGCGCCAUCUACAGUCGAUUUUAGGAGAUGCCGAGAGAAUGCUGUACCCGGGAAAACUACAGUACCCACAGAUACCGUCCGAGAGAUAUCCGCAUGAUAAAGCCGUCAGAGUCGUGGAGCUGGCCGAGAAAAUCAUCGGCUAUGUCGAAGCCGUCAUCGAGGUCUGACCACCAGGUGGCACCCCUAUCGGCGACUGCAGGCAGCGCCACACAGCGUCGGUUCACGGCUCAUGUCAUUUCGGCUUCAAUCGAGGAUCCAUGAGAAUCGAUGAUCGAUCCGUGAUGGAUCGAUAAUGGAUCGAUGAUGGAUCCACGAGGCAUCGGCAACUGCGUCGCAUUCCCUAGCAGGCUUUUGUUCCAGUAAAACUGCGACACUGUGUUGUGUGGGUGAGGUUGCAAAGCCCACGCGGGAGAGAUAAACCUAUUGCUAUACAUCAGGCGUCGACUGAAACAAACCGGAAUAAAGUGACUUGCUAAAGGGGUGAAUAGUAGUGGACUUGGAUAGAGCCGAACCCUAGAGCUUCCAGUCCGAAGUUAUUCGUGCAGGCCACGAAAGAAAUAGUGCUAAAUAGCACAACUUUCUUACUUGUGAUGAGAAACUGUUACGUCAUCUGCGUUCACAAUGUGCGAGCGUACGAUUAACAGGUUCAAUUAAUUGAUUAAUUGCUUUUAAUUAAUUUAUUUUUCUACGCGAAUGUUUUUUCGCCGUGCUCGUGUAUAAUGAGUAGGGAGAUUUAGUAACCCCGGGAACGCCAGCUAGUUUGAUUAGAUUUUAUUGUUAGCAACAUUAUUGAUGUAGUGCAUGGGACGAUAGGCUGCACGUUGAAGUCUGCGAAAAUGUAAAUUAGGGGUUUGAGAUAUUUGACAGCAUGUUCUAACAGCAUAAUCUUUACGCGCGUAGUUAAAGAGAUUAAAAUCCAAGAGGUUUUGUACAUAAGUAGAAAUGGCGGUACACUUAUUCAGAAUAAUAACCGAGCUGGGCUUGUAUUCGUACCUAAUAAUCACAUAUAUAUGUAUAGAGGGAUUGGUAGUUUGUACAUUGACAUUGUUACGAAGAUGGGUGGUGCGGCAACAGUUUUAUACGCGUUAGAGACACGGGCUAAUAAGCGUUUAUAUAUAACUUCAUUGUAAUUAAUUCCAUGAAUUUAUCAUGUAAUAAUGGGUAUAAUAUAAUAUAACAUAUAAAUCUCUAAAUAUAAUAUGUGCGUGUGCGUGCGUCGGGCAUGC
Messenger RNA from Priapulus caudatus, 14004 nucleotides. RefSeq names its product sacsin-like. Gene Ontology annotation, molecular function: Hsp70 protein binding. NCBI's taxonomy places the organism in Eukaryota, Metazoa, Priapulida, Priapulimorpha, Priapulimorphida, Priapulidae. The record is from RefSeq and is a predicted model, not a curated record. The coding region runs from base 1 to 12945 and encodes 4314 amino acids. The transcript is spliced from 6 exons.